UAUAUAAUCAUGCUGCUUUUCCUCGUUUUAGUAUUCUUUGGAAAUACACGAGAGUAUUCAAUCGAACUCAAAAGUCAAUAGACUUAAUAGCAUUUGAUAGAGCUAGUUAAUUUAUUGCAACAUACACAUGCAUAAUUGCUAGAAUUGUAACACUAUGAGAGGAUUGGAUAAGAUUUAUAGGGAUUGUUGAAAUUUGAAACUGUGUUUUUGGAAAAGCAAAUUAAAAAGAAGCCAUUGAAACAUCAGAAGCACCAUAAUAAGAAGGAAGGGAAACAUAAAAAAAGAUAACAUAAGUACAUGGUUGUGGAUGAGGCAUUAAUGGAUGUUAUUCCAUUAACUCAUGAAGAGAUGGAUGUCUUUCAAAAUUCAGGUACUCUAAUUCCUAUUGAUUUUGCGAUCGAAUAAUAAAUGGAGCAUUAAGGUCAGAAAUUAGUAUCCACUGAAAGAAUGUAAGGCGGUGCUUAUGUAGCUGAUGUACCUUUGACAAAUAUUGCUAAUACUAUGUUCAUAGGUGAAUUACAAGUAGGAAGUGCAAAAGGUAAGAAUACGUUUGAUGUAAUUUUUGAUACUGGAUCAGCUCUUACUUGCAUUGCUUCAGAAUAGUGUAAAGAUAUCGGAUGUUAGAAAAGCAAAAGAUAUAAUAGAGCUUAAAGUAAAUCAUUUAAUGAGAUUGGAAAACAAGUGGAAAUUGUCUUUGGAAGUGGUACAUUAAAGGGAUUAAUUAAUCGAGAGUAAAUUAGUGUAGAUGGAUUAAAUUUAAAAGAUGCCUUGUUUAUUGAGGUAACUUAAUAAAUUGGUGAUGCCUUUCAUGAAGGUGAGUUUGAUGGCAUAGUUGGAUUGGGGUAUCCACAUAUGACAGGAGUACCAACUUUAUUUGAUUAUAUGAUGAAAUAACACAAACUACAUUAGAAUGUCUUUACAUUUCAUUUAAAUAGAGCAACAGGUAAUUCAGGAUCCAAACUCAUUUUUGGAGGAAGUGAUGAUUCCUAGAUCAAAGGAUAAUGGAUCUAUCAUAAUGUUCACGAAUAAUUCUAUUGGUCUAUUAUGGCAGAAGAAAUCAGAGUUGGCAACAAAAAUACUGGUAUUUGUUCUCAUUAGCGCAAAUGUAAAAUGGUAGUAGAUACAGGAACUACCCUAUUGACAGGUCCAACUAAAGAUGUCAGAACAUUAUUAUCAAUGAUUAGAGUGGAACCCAAAUGCUAGAAUUUCCCUACUAUGCCAGAUAUAACUUUUGUUAUUGAUGGAAGAAACUAUGUUUUAUAACCCAAAGAAUAUAUCUUGACAAUUACUUGUAAAUUACUUAAUUCAAUAAUAUAGAGGCUGGAGUUGAAGCUCCUUAUCAACAUUCUUCCAUGGAUUAGAUUGUUGGAUGUGCAGGCACUAUCUUCCCAUUAGAUUUACCUCCCAAAUAGUAUUAGAUUGUUUUAUCAUUUUAUAGAGGUCCUUUAUGGAUAUUAGGGGAUGUAUUUAUUACAAAAUACUCUGCUAAAUUUGAUAGAGAAAAGAACAGAGUUGGGCUAGCAUUAAAUAAAAAUGUAUGAAAG
Molecule: messenger RNA, 1544 nt
Organism: Paramecium octaurelia
Lineage: Eukaryota; Ciliophora; Oligohymenophorea; Peniculida; Parameciidae
Source: the annotation of a GenBank genome assembly